CAUGGCGCAACUGGACCGCAACUCUCCUCUAAUAAUGGAUGCUCAUGAACUCAAUAUUUCAUCAGUACUUGGAUUCACUUCCAAACACGCCCUUAAAUCGAAACAUACCUUUAAAUUCCCCACCAUUUCAACAACCAAGAAUUCCCAUUUCAAGCAAUUCAAUCUCAUGAUCCAUAGUACCAAAAAUUAUGUAACCAGAGGCAAAAACGAAACAGUGUUCAACGACGAAGCUUACGAGGCGGAGCGACUGAGGCUAGACGCCGAGGCACGAAACUCCAUGGCAGAUAAAUCUUCAAAGGGGGUUCAGAUUGAGGACGACCCGAAGGCAUGGAAAUGGGUUAUUCGAAAUCGGGUAUGGGACUUGAUGGAGGCGCAGAACAUUGCUCAGUUCCCCCGUCCCGUUCAUCACAGAAUACCCAAUUUUGUUGGAGCGCCACUUGCUGCCACUAAAUUAAGUGAAUUGGAGGUGUUUAAGAAGGCAAAAUGUGUGAAAGUGAAUCCAGAUACGCCACAAAAGCAAGUGAGGCUCCUCACACUGAAUGAUGGCAAGAAACUAUUAACUCCACAGCCCCGCCUCAGGACUGGAUUUUUCUCUGUUCUUGAGUCUUCUAUGUUGAGUCCCAGCACCAUCAAGGAGGCUUGUACUUCUGUGGGAGUAGCCAAAUAUGGAAGGCCGAUUGGAUUAGAUGAGAAGAUAAAAGUGGAUCUAAUUGUAAUUGGUUCUGUUGCUGUUGACCCAAAGACAGGGGCAAGACUUGGCAAGGGUGAGGGAUUUGCUGAACUUGAAUAUGGGAUGCUGCACUACAUGGGUUCAAUUGAUGACUCAACAUUAGUUGUCACAUCUGUGCAUGACAAACAACUGGUUGAUGAUAUUCCCGUUGAGAAGUUGUUGGUACACGAUGUCCCUGUUGACAUCAUAUGCACUCCAACCCAAGUCAUCUUCACCAAUACAUCUAUUCCAAAUCCUCAAGGUAUCUAUUGGGACAAGCUUUCUCCUGAAAAGCUUAGUCAAAUUAAAAUACUACGAGAGCUGAAGAGUAGAAUUGAACGAGAAUCUGGGCAAAAGCUUCCUUGUGGCCCUUCUGAGAAACUACCCCCAACAGCAAAAAGAAACUGAUUAUUUCUUCUAUAUUUUGGAAAUUUGAAGACAUGGAUGCAAUGUGUACCUAUUUUCUGAAGUCGUCUUCUGUAGCAAAUCCAAACCUUUGUGGAUGGGACAUGUCUGUUUUUGGGGAUUAAAGCAUCUCUAUCAGAAGAAGAAAAGUGCGUAUUCAGGAAAAGGGAAGCCUCUCUACCCUUUCAUAUUGAAAACUUCUUUUUGUGCUGUGGAGAUAUAGUUAUCGGUGUCAUUUGGAAUUUAAAAACUUCUCAGUUCUCGUCAAUUGGUUCAGAAACAAAGUCUGAGGAGACGUCUACAUGUAUCAUUGUUGUGAUAGGGUUGUUAUUAUGACGAGACAUAGUAGGGAGGUUAGAAGCGUCUACACAGAGUCGUUCUUGGUCAUCCUUCACGUCAAUCUUUGAUGGGAUAUGUGUCUCAGAAAUAUUUCUAUAAAUUUGUUCCAAUGGAGACUCCGGAGUUUGAAUUGUGC
Messenger RNA from Olea europaea var. sylvestris, 1589 nucleotides. Its product is annotated as 5-formyltetrahydrofolate cyclo-ligase-like protein COG0212. The coding region runs from base 2 to 1117 and encodes 371 amino acids. The record is from RefSeq and is a predicted model, not a curated record. The transcript has 7 exons. Lineage: Eukaryota; Viridiplantae; Streptophyta; Magnoliopsida; Lamiales; Oleaceae. Gene Ontology annotation, cellular component: cytoplasm.